This is a messenger RNA of Ilyonectria robusta, 3783 nucleotides long. RefSeq names its product P-loop containing nucleoside triphosphate hydrolase protein. NCBI's taxonomy places the organism in Eukaryota, Fungi, Ascomycota, Sordariomycetes, Hypocreales, Nectriaceae. The coding region runs from base 1 to 3783 and encodes 1260 amino acids. Gene Ontology annotation, molecular function: ATP hydrolysis activity; ABC-type transporter activity; ATP binding. The transcript has 10 exons. The record is from RefSeq and is a predicted model, not a curated record. Gene Ontology annotation, cellular component: membrane. Gene Ontology annotation, biological process: transmembrane transport.
AUGCAAGUCGAUAGCGGUACUGUAGGAGACCAGUCAGAUGGAGAUGGCGGAGGCGACGGAAAGGAUCAAAAGAAAGACUCUAGCUUCAAGUAUUACUUGCGCGUCUUCACGUACAACGACCUUCGAGGAUGGAUCUUCAACGUCCUCGCCUUCAUCGCCAUGAUCGCCGCGGGCACGUUGCUGCCUAUCAUGGACGUUGUCUUUGGUAAAUUCAUCAACGCCUUCAACGGCUUUGUCAAUGGGACGCUGUCUCCAGCAGGCUAUCGGUCUGAGGUGGGCAAGUACAGUCUGUAUUUUGUCUAUCUGUUUGUUGCCAAGUUUGUUUUGACUUACCUUUGGACAAUGCUCAUCUCCAUGACCUCCAUCAGGACGACCAAAGCUCUCCGCAUCGACUUCGUCCGACAGACGCUCCGACAGGAAGUUUCCUUCUUUGACUCUCCCUCGUCAUCUAUCUCGGGCCAGAUCACCACCAAUGGAAACCUCAUCAACCAUGGUAUCUCCGAGAAGCUCGGCCUCAUCAUCACGGGCCUGUCGACCUUCGUCACGGCCUUCAUUGUCGCAUUUGCCGUGCAGUGGAAGCUGACACUUAUUGUCAUCUGCAUCAUUCCCGUUAACGUCGUCGUCACCGUGGUUUGUGUAGUCAUUGACAUUGGUUACGAGUACGCCAUGUUCGACAUUUACUCGCGCUCAGGCUCCCUGGCUGAGGAGGCUUUCGCGACCAUCCGGACGGCCCAUGCCUUCUGGGCCUUUCCCAAGCUGUCGAAACGGUUCACGUCUAUUCUUGAUGAGGCUGGCACGAUCGGGGCGAAGAAGUCGUUGGUCUAUGCUAUUCUCUUCCCUACCGAGUUCUUCUGUAUCUUUUCUGGAUAUGGUUUGGCUUUCUGGCAGGGCAUCAAGAUGUAUUCGACAGGAGAGAUUACACAGCCGGGUACAGUCGUGACCGUCAUCUUUGCUGUGCUCGUCGCCGCCACAGCUCUCACCCAGAUCGCCCCCCAGACUAUCGCCAUCUCCAAAGCAACCGCUGCUGCUCAGGAGAUGUUCCAGAUGAUCGACCGGGAGUCCAAGAUCGACUCGCUUUCUGAAGAGGGGGAGAAUAUUCCAAACUUUCGAGGAGAUAUCCAACUACGUGGUGUCCGCUUCGCGUAUCCAUCACGCCCAGACGUAUCCGUUCUCCAUGCACUCGACCUAGACAUCCCAGCGGAUAAAACAACGGCUCUCGUCGGCGCCAGUGGGUCUGGAAAGAGUACAAUCUUUGGUCUCCUGGAACGAUGGUACGAGCCGAGCGGCGGUUCGAUCACUCUGGAUGGUCAUCCCGUUGAGGACCUGAACUUGAAAUGGCUAAGAACAAAUAUCAGAAUGGUCCAGCAGGAACCGACUCUUUUCAGUGGCAGCAUCUUCCAGAACGUCGUCGACGGCCUCACAGGUACCGACAUGGUGAAUUUGCAAGAGAACGAGAAGCGAAAACUAGUUAUCGAGGCCUGUAAAUCAGCGUACGCUCACGAUUUCAUCGAGCGGCUGCCCAGUGGAUAUGAUACGUUCAUCGGAGAGCGCGGCGCCUCGUUAUCUGGGGGCCAAAAGCAGCGUGUAGUUAUUGCCCGAAGCAUCAUCUCCAACCCCAAGGUCCUGAUGCUUGAUGAAGCCACCAGUGCUCUCGACCCCAACGCCGAGAAGAUCGUGCAACAGGCCUUGAACAAUGUUGCCAAGGGACGCACGAUGAUCGUCAUUGCGCACCGACUUUCCACCGUCCGAGAUGCCGACAACAUCAUCGUAAUGGCCAAGGGCGCAACUGUCGAGCAGGGCUCACACAGCGAGUUGAUUGGCUUUGGCGGUGCAUAUUCGAGGCUGGUCAGGCUACAGGACCUAGGACAUGGCGGUGUCGCUCCCCAAGACGAGGCUGAAACUGACAAGGAGGAGCCACUUGCAGCCCUCGAGACAGUUCUCUCUCGAGCCUCGGCGCAUGGAACUCACGACAUCUCUAGUGACAAGCUCAUUAACCAUGGGCUUCUCAAGUGCCUCUUCAUCAUGGUGAAAGAACAGAGGUCCAUGUGGUGGCCAAAUGGGGCUGUCCUCAUUGCAAUUUCCGUGCUUGGAGGUUUAACUUAUCCUACACUUGCUAUCCUGUUCUCGAGGACCAUGGAUGCGUUUGCUGCCGUCGACGUGGCAAAGGGAAACUUCUACUCACUCAUGUUCUUCGUCGUGGCCCUCGCUAACCUGGUGAUCUAUGCCACAGGUGGGUGGGUUGCUAACAGUAUCGGCCAGUAUGUCAUGAAGGUCUACCGUGGUGAGAUUUUCAACAACACGCUCCGCCAGGACAUGACUUUCUUUGACAACCCCAACCACGGCACUGGUGCUCUCGUGUCACGACUGUCUACCGAGCCUACCAGCCUUCAGGAAUUGCUUUCAAUGAAUGUAGCAUUGAUAAUGAUCAACAUCGUCACCGUCCUUUCCAGCGCUAUCCUUGCAAUUGUGUACGGCUGGAAGCUUGGACUGGCCCUCGUCUUUGGCGCACUGCCUGUGCUUGUCGUAAGUGGCUACGCCAGGGUGCGCCUUGAGUACAAGUUCGACGAUGACACAGCCGCGCGGUUCGCCAAGAGCAGUAACCUCGCAUCUGAGGCGGUGCUAGGCAUCAGGACGGUGUCGUCGCUGGCACUGGAGGGAGCUGUUAUUGAGAGGUACAGCUCAGCGCUCGAGGGGCUAGCGAAGGAAGCUAUCGCGAGCUUGGGUUGGAAGAUGCUGUUCUACGCGCUCAGUCAGUCGGCUUCGUUCCUUGCCAUGGCGCUUGGCUUCUGGUACGGCGGACGUCUUGUCUCGACAGGUGAGUACACGACUGACCAGUUCUACGUCAUCUUCAUUGGCGUUAUAUUCUCAGGCGAGUCAGCCGCCGUUUUGUUUCAAUACACGACAAGCGUUAGUAAAGCACGCACCGCCAUCAAUUACAUCCUCCAGCUCCGACAGCAGGUUGUGCUCCGAGAUGACGAAGGAGAUGAGAGAGAUUCCUCGAGUAGUGCUUCUGAGAAGACGCUCGAAAAAAAGGGCCCCGAGGUGGUAUGUGAUGCCGUAGGCUUUGCAUAUCCCCGCCGGCCCAAGUUGCAAGUCCUUCAGGAUAUCGACAUCAAGAUGGUGUCCGGUAGUAUGGUAGCCUUGGUUGGCGCAUCCGGCUGUGGAAAGUCGACCAUGAUUGCAUUGCUCGAGAGAUUCUAUGAUCCGACAGUGGGCGAGCUUCGAUCAGAUGGCCAGAACAUCAAGACCCGAGACCGUCGCCUCUACCGCCACGACAUUGCUCUCGUCCAGCAAGAGCCCGUCCUCUACCAAGGCUCCAUCCGCGAUAACAUCUCACUCGGCCUCGAAACCGGUAUCCCUUCAGAUGACGCCAUCGUUGAAUCCCUCAAGCAAGCUAACAUAUACGACUUUGUCGCCUCCCUUCCCGAGGGCCUCAACACACCCUGCGGGAACCAAGGUCUCUCACUCUCGGGCGGCCAGCGACAGCGCAUUGCCAUCGCGAGGGCACUGAUUCGCAGCCCGCGCCUACUGCUCCUCGACGAAGCCACCAGCGCGCUCGACACGGAGUCGGAGAAGGUUGUCAAGGGAGCGCUGGACCGGGCCGCACAAGGACGCACGACUGUGGCGGUCGCGCAUCGUCUAAGCACGAUCCGGGACGCCGAUGUGAUCAUCGUGUUCGCCAGGGGGCGGGUGGCACAAAUGGGAACGCAUGAGGAGUUGGUGGCCAGACGGGGAUUGUAUUACGAGAUGGUCUUGGGGCAGUCUCUAGAUAGAGAGGCUUAA